AUUACAGCCUAAUAUUUAUUUUCCAGUCUCCUCCACGAGUCACGACGCAGUAAUGAUGUCUCUUUUAUAGUCUUUACUUCUUCCUCACUACAGGCACACACACACACAGAGAACAAAUCUCCGUUCUGUUUUCCUGUCUCUCUGCUUUUUAGUCUUCUGCGUUUGUUCUUUGUUCAUCUUUGUGUCGUCGCCAAAGCCAGUUUCCUUCACAUAGCUUUUCUUUCAAGAACCUGUGGUCCCGAACUCAGGUUUAGAGCAGGCAUUUGCUUUAUACAUACAAAGCUGUUUUGGUGAUAAACGAAACAGACUCUGAGAUGGCUUCUGGGAAUUUGAUUAAGGCUAUAAUUAGAUUGAAGAGGGGUAAACAAAGGAGCAUCAAGAACGAGAAGGGGUUUGUUAAACCUAAAGCGUCCAAGAAGAAGGGUACUCUUUCUUCAUCACUAGUUACUCGUACUGAGGAUUGGGCUGCAACUCGGAUUCAGACUGCUUUUAAAGCCUAUAAGGCUAGAAAAAGCUUACGGCGUCUAAAGGGAAUUGCAAGAGCAAAGUUAUCUACUGAGAAGCACUCUGUGAAGAACCAAGCGGUGGUCACAUUGAGGUAUCUUCACUCAUGGAGUAAAAUACAGUCAGAGAUAAAGGCUCGCCGAGUUUGCAUGGUUACCGAAUGGCGACUUAAGAAUAAGAGAUUAGAGCAUCAGCAAAAGCUUGAGGCAAAGCUUCAUGAUGUUGAAGUUGAGUGGAAUGGUGGGUCAGAGACAAAAGAUGAAAUCUUGGAGAGGAUACUUCAAAGGGAAGAAGCAACGAUCAAGCGGGAAAGGGCUUUAGCAUAUGCCUUCUCUCAUCAGUGGAAAGCCGAUGGUAAGACUCAGUGGCUGGGGAGUUAUGAACUGGGAACCACUAAUUGGGGUUGGAGCUGGAAAGAGCGUUGGAUAUCAGCUCGGCCUUGGGAAGUAAGAUAUACAGUGACUCCUAAGAAACCGAAGAGCUCAAAGACAUUUUGCAAAAGUGAGACUAACUCAAAUUCACCGGCAAAGAGAGUAAUGUCAUUAUCAUCAGUUCCAGCCAAAGCUUCAUCCUUGGGAGCUAAAAACACAGUGAAACCACGGAGAUUGUCAUUUCCCGGUGCGUGAAGCGAAGUUAACUUUGUCUGCGUCUAAAAAAGUAUACUCGUACACUUGAAGAUUGAGGGUAUAUUUAUUGGGUCUUAUGUUUUGUCUGUGGUGUGAUGUAAAUAUAUGUAUAUUUGUUAAUGUAGACUACAAUGGUGGUUCUUGUUUGUUUAA
Camelina sativa (false flax) is the source of this 1283-nucleotide messenger RNA. RefSeq names its product protein IQ-DOMAIN 9. The record is from RefSeq and is a predicted model, not a curated record. NCBI's taxonomy places the organism in Eukaryota, Viridiplantae, Streptophyta, Magnoliopsida, Brassicales, Brassicaceae.